GAGAAAAUAAAUCUGAAAGACUUGAUGAAUGCUCUACAGAAUCUGAAAGGAGGGAAAAUUAAUGUUGAUAAUCUGCAUAAAGUUCUGGGAAAGAAGGGGAUCCAGCUUACAGAUAAAGAAAUGGAAGAACUAUUGAGUAACCUGCCAGUUGAUGCUGAUGGGAAUGUUGCACUGAAUGAAGUUUUGGAUAAGGUGAAAUCUAUUGAAGAAAAUAUUGAUACUCAAAACCUAAAAGACUUUCUGAAGGACAUGGGGAUCAUACUCACAGAAGAUGACUAUCAAGAUCUCCUGAAAAUCCUGCCAAUUGAUGACAAUGGAAAAGCGAAUUUGAAAGACUUAAUAAAUGCUCUACAGAAUCUGAAAGGAGGGAAAAUUAAUAUUAACAAUCUGGACAAAGUUCUGGAAAAGCUGGGGAUCCAGCUUACAGAUAAAGAAAUGGAAGAACUAUUGAGUAACCUGCCAGUUGAUGCUGAUGAGAAUGUUGCCCUCAAUGAAGUUAUGGAUCAAGUGAAAUAUAUUAAAGAAAAUAUUGAUGCUCAAAACGAAAAAGACUUGCUGAAGGACUUGGGGAUCAUACUCACAGAAGAGGAAUAUCAAGAUCUCAUAAAAGACUUACCAAUUGAUGCCAAUGGAAAAGUGAAUCUGAAAGACUUAAUGAAUGCUCUACAGAAUCUGAAAGGAGGGAAAAUUAACAUUGACAAUCUGGACAAAGUUCUGGGAGAGAUGGGAAUCCAGCUCACAGAUAAAGAAAUGGAAGAACUUUUGAGUAACCAGCCAGUUGAUGCUGAUGGAAAUGUUGCCCUCAAUGAAGUUAUGAAUAAGGUGAAAUAUAUUGAAGAAAAUAUUGAUGCUUACAACCUAAAAGAUUUUCUGAAGGACAUGGGCAUCAGACUCACAGAAGAUGAAUAUGAAGAUCUCCUGAAAGACCUGCUAAUUGAUGCCAAUGGUAAAGUAAAUCUGAAAGACUUAAUGAAUUCUCUACAGAAUCCAAAAGGAGGGAAAAUUAACAUUGACAAUCUGGAUGAAGUUCUGGGAAAGAUGGGGAUCCAGCUCACAGAUAAAGAAAUGGAAAAACUAUUGAGUAACCUGCCUGUUGAUGAUGAUGGGAAUGUUCCCUUGAACAGAGUUAUGAAUAAGAUGAAAUAUAUUAAAGAAAGCACUGAUGAUCAAAAUACGGAAAGCUUUCUGAAGGACAUGAAGAUCACAUUCAAAAAAAAUCUGGAUUUCCUGAAACACCUGUCAAUUGAUGCCAAAAGGAAGAUGAAACCAAAAAAGAUGAUGAAUGUCAGGCAGAUUCCCCGUGGAAGAAAUAUUGAUAUUGACAGUCUGGAUAAGGGUCUGGGAACCGUGAAGAUCAAGCUUACAGAUCGAGAAACUACUGGAGCUCCAACUCCUCCAAGAGACAAACUAUUGAGUAACUUACCUGUUGAAGAAAACCUGGAAGAUUUCCUGAAGGAAAUAGGCAUCUCCUCUACCCAAGUUGGACGUCGGGAUCUCCUGAAACAUCUGCCAAUUGAUGCCAAAAAGAAGGUGAAACCAAAAAAGAUAAUGAAUGCCAGGCAGAAUCUCCGUGAAAGGAAUGUUGAUAUUAACAACUUGGACAAAAUUCUGGGAGACCUGGGGAUCAAGUUCACAGAUAGAGAAAUUAAGGAAUUAUUGAGUAACCUGCCAGUUGAUGGUUUUGGAAGGGUCAACCUGAAUCAACUUUUGAAUAAUAUAAAAUCCAUUAAAGAAAACAUUGAUGCUCGAAACCUAGAACACUUUCUGAAGGACAUGGGAAUCACACUCAAAAAAGAUAAAUAUCAAGAUUUCUUGAAACAUCUGCCAGUUGAUCACCAAGGGAAGAUAAUUAAGAAAGACAUAAUGAUAGUCGUGAAAACUCUUGGAAUAGGUGUUGAUGUUGACAAUCUGGACAAGGUUCUGGAAAAUCUGGAGAUAAAACUCACAGAUAGAGAAAUUGAGGAGUUACUGGAUAAUUUGCCAAUUAAGGAUAAUGGGAAGGUUUAUCUGAAUGAAGUUAUAGAUAAUGUGAAAUCUGUUAAAGAAAACAUUGAUGUUCAAAAUCUGGAAGACUUUCUGAAGGACAUGGGGAUCACACUCACAAAAGAUGAACAUCGGCAUAUCCUGAAACGACUGCCCAUUGACAGCAGCGGAAAGGUUCACAGGAAUAAUUUGAUGAAUUUCCUGAAGUAUCUUAAGGGAAUAAAGGUUGACGUCCAUGAACUGGACAAUGUCCUGAGGAACCUGGGGAUAGACCUUACAGAUCAGCAACUUCAAGAGCUGCUAACACUUCUGCCACUUGAGUGUGAUGGGAAAGUGGAUCUCAACAAACUGAUAGAAUAUUCAAAGUCCAUUAAAAACGGAGUCACCAGCCAAAUGUCUGCUUCUUCUGAUACUAAGCUUAAGUAUAAACUGAAACCCCUGACAAAAAUUCCAUCGACUCACAUCAGGGGUAAGGAUUUCCCAGGCUUUCUUCAGGACCAUAUUAAACACAAAGAGAGAUUAACUCAAGGACAACUAGAAGCAUUCCUGGAAGCUUUUGAGAGCUUUGACAAAGAUGAAUCUGGCUGCAUUGAUUUACAUGGAUUACAGUCCUCUGCAGCUAAAUUGGGGAUAGAGCUAACAAACCAAGAAACCCAGGAUGAACUUGAGUUUGCUGAUAUUGACAGAGAUGGAAAACUCAAUUUUUCAGAUUUUCUGACUGUUCUAACAGAUGAUGAUCGUUUUAUCCAAGCUGUUGUCCCAGAUACUGACCCCAAUUCAGAUCUUGUUGAUUCUACGGGGAUCCUGUUGUUUGAAAUGUUGUCAAAGCUGGUGGAAACUUCAGCACUGCCCAGGAAGCAUAUGAUAGACAUAGUAUGCUAUUACCGGAAAAAGUAUCAUGAUGCUGCCAGCAGACCACUGUGGAGGCGCUACGAUGCUGGUGUAAAAAAGAGACGCAAGUCCAGAAGGGAGUCGAUUACCCAACAAGGGACCAGCACCUCCGCUUUUGCUGAUGCCUCUCGAAUUGCAAUAAUGAGCGAGAAGGAUUUGCUGAAAUUCCUGGAAGAGCUCAAGAGAUGCAGUCCCCAUUCUGACAGCCCGUAUGCUAAAAUACCUAUCUUCCCACUGUUUCCAAAUAUGGAUGGGACAGUUGUGGGAAAACCAUUCAAAGAUUUACAAAGGUUGGAGGUGCUGAGGAAAAGAGAGCCUUUACAAUUUUUUGAAGACUAUUUUUUCCAUAAAAAAAACUGGAAGGCACAGGCAGCAUCCUUUAAACCUUUAGAAAAUUCAGACUGGCCAGAAGAGAUUAUCAAUAUUGAUCACAUAAUGAAGAAAAAGAGACAAUGGAGCGUAGCUGAAGCAGCCUGUCUACGGCAACAGGUAAAGAAAGGUAUUGAUGCAUACCAUCUGGGAGUAGCCCUUGGGCACCGGAAAGACAUGCUCAACUUCUGGCGCAAGAUUCGAGGUGAUCUGAUUGGGCUAGAAUCUGGAAAUGAGUCCUUUUAUGAUACCUUUUCUACUUACACAUGGUCUUGGAAUGUUUGCCAAGAGUUACUUUCAACUAAAGAUCUAAAGUUGUAUGAUGCCCGAUCAAAUAGAUAUUCCCAUGCAAGAGCCCUCUUCUCUUCCUUCCCGUACAUUACAGAAGGUAACCUAGAAUUAGGAAGGAAAAGGAAAAGGAAGAGAUGUCUGAGAGGACAAACACAAUGAGGCUGCUAUGUUUACUAAAAACAACAUACUGUAAGCUACCGUUUCAUAGUUUUCAAUAUUAUGGUUUUGUCUAAUGCAUUCUUAUCAGCUGACAAUGAUGACAUCUUUUGAGUUCUGCCCAAUAAAAAAAAAAGUAUAAACAGAAAAA
Antechinus flavipes (yellow-footed antechinus) is the source of this 3841-nucleotide messenger RNA. RefSeq names its product EF-hand calcium binding domain 3 (gene EFCAB3). Lineage: Eukaryota; Metazoa; Chordata; Mammalia; Dasyuromorphia; Dasyuridae. Gene Ontology annotation, molecular function: calcium ion binding. Bases 25 to 3693 code for a protein of 1222 amino acids. The transcript is spliced from 39 exons. The record is from RefSeq and is a predicted model, not a curated record.